Molecule: messenger RNA, 705 nt
Organism: Poecile atricapillus (Black-capped chickadee)
Lineage: Eukaryota; Metazoa; Chordata; Aves; Passeriformes; Paridae
Exons: 4
Coding region: 58-705 (215 amino acids)
Source: RefSeq, a predicted model, not a curated record
CUGAGAUGGAGUUCAUUUUUCCCACAAAAAGAAAAUUUUUCCUAGUAAAAGAAAAAUAUGACAAGAAGGAGGAAGGAUGGGCAUUUGUUUUUUACAACGUUGGCCUUCUGGAGCAACUGCUACAGAUUCUGGAGCUCUGCUUCCCAGAAAGUGGCCAGGAAUGGCAUACAUCUGAAGGCAAUAUGGGAAGUAUUGACUGCCAAGACUGUGUCUUUUCUGUGGGAAAAGGACGCAGGCACAGGCAGCCCAAUGGAAACACAGGAACAUUCACCGUCACUGGGGGAGGAGGGCAAGUCCUGCCUGCAGCCCUGCUCAGAGAGGAAGCAGCUGAAAGUCAACGUCUUAAACAUCAGUAAAGGGGAUGCUGACAACUCGACUUUUCUGCCAGAUUCUGCAGCUCUCUGCUUCCUGAAAAACAAUAAAGGCUUGGAUUACUCAACAGGAAACAGUACUUUUUUCAGAAGAAUUUAUUAUUUCAACCAUUCUCUUACACUUAUUCUUCUGGAAAACUCAACAGAAGAGCAGUUUUCUCCCAAAAAGGUUGCUAGAGUUUGUUCAUCUGUUCCUGAUGAAGAGAUCCUCUUCUGCAGUUCCACAGCACUUAUUUUUGUGUUCAGACUGAGCUUCCUCAAGAUGAGAACAAAUAAAUAUGUAAAAGCAAGUCCUCUUGUUGUGUAUCUUAAUGAUCCCUUUCGAAAGCCUUAA